This is a messenger RNA of Labeo rohita (rohu), 5268 nucleotides long. It is a transcript of the gene mthfd1l, whose product is annotated as methylenetetrahydrofolate dehydrogenase (NADP+ dependent) 1 like. The coding region runs from base 141 to 3071 and encodes 976 amino acids. The transcript is spliced from 28 exons. Gene Ontology annotation, biological process: tetrahydrofolate interconversion. Gene Ontology annotation, cellular component: cytosol. Lineage: Eukaryota; Metazoa; Chordata; Actinopteri; Cypriniformes; Cyprinidae. The record is from RefSeq and is a predicted model, not a curated record. Gene Ontology annotation, molecular function: methenyltetrahydrofolate cyclohydrolase activity; formate-tetrahydrofolate ligase activity; methylenetetrahydrofolate dehydrogenase (NADP+) activity.
GGACAUUGCGCGCGCUCCCGCCGUCGCUCUAUCGGGCAUGCGCUUGACUUGUCUGCUGGUUUAGUACUGCUCCAGAUCACCUGAGCAUCAGACAAGACACCGCUCUGCUUAGAAACCUCAGACUGGGUGGACGUUUUAAGAUGAGACUGUCGGUCGCUUUUCGCUAUGCACAUCGGAGCCAAUCCAGCAUACGACGAUCACGAGCGGGUGUCAAAGUAUUAAACCCGGCGAGCAGAUUCAUACCUGAUAACAGCGCGGUUUCUUGUCUGUGGGUUCGGGAAAGUUCGACCGGCGGCACAACUGAAACGGUCGCCAGUUUUAAAAGUCAUCCACGAAAAAACGACGGACCGCUGUAUGAAAGUGCUGUUGGUGACAUUGUUCAGAGGAGCACAGAGGAGCUCCAAGUUAUCAAAGAAACCAAUCCAGGCCUCAAACCUACAUUAGCUAUCAUACAGGCUGGGGAAGAUGACGCUUUGCUGGAGGUAAAUAAGAAGAUGGCUGGAAAGAUCGGCUUGAACGUUAUGCAGAUUUGUCUUCCACGCCAGUGCAUAGAGGAAGAGGUGAUCGAGGAGAUCUUGAGACUAAAUGAGGAUCCUCGUGUUCAUGGCAUUUUUUUGCACCUUCCUCAGUCCUUCCUCUCCAAAAGUGUCCGGAAUGCCAUCAAACCACAGAAAGAUGUGGAUGGGGUCUCCGAUCUUAAUGUUGGCCGUGUGGUGUUGGGGGAUCAGAGAGGUGGCUUUGCCUCACCUGUUGCUGGAGCUGUGCUGGAGUUGCUUGCCAGGCACGAUGCCCCAUUGGCUGGCAGGAUGGCAGUCUUGGUGGGUGUUGAGGGACCUCUGAAGGCAACUCUUCAGUUUUUGCUUCAAAACAAUGGCAUGAUGGUGCAGACCUGCCAGUGGAGCUCAAAGCACUUGCAGAAACGGAUCAUGGAUUCGGAUGUGGUAGUAUUGGUAGAGACUGGCCACAAGAGCUUCCCACCCACUUGGUUAAGACCGGGGGUGGCAGUCAUCAACCUCAGCUCAGCCCUAAUGGAAGAACACCCUGACAGUUGGGAGCACAGGGCUGAAGCUGAAUCUGGUGCAAGAGUCGGCCCUCUAAGUGCUGCACUUAGAAUGCAGCAUGUAGUGAGGAGCAGCAGAAGGAGGAUACAAGCACACCAGUACCAGCCAUGGAGGCUUCACCCACUAAAACUUCAACCACUCUCACCUGUGCCUAGCGAUAUAGAGAUCUCCAGGGCACAGACUCCCAAACCCAUAUCCCGGCUGGCUCAGGAGAUUGGGCUGCUGCCAGAGGAGCUGGAGGCCUAUGGGAACACCAAAGCCAAAGUCCAUUUGUCCCUUCUCAACCGCCUCCAACAUCAGCCUAAUGGCAAAUAUGUCCUGGUAGCAGGUAUAACUCCCACUCCACUGGGUGAGGGGAAGAGUACAGUGACCAUCGGUCUUGUCCAGGCCCUCUCCGCUCAUCUUAAGCUCAACUCUUUCGCUUGCCUGCGACAGCCUUCCCAGGGCCCAACAUUUGGUGUUAAAGGAGGAGCGGCGGGUGGGGGAUAUGCACAGGUCAUUCCUAUGGAGGAGUUUAAUCUCCACCUCACAGGAGACAUCCACGCUAUAACCGCAGCCAAUAAUCUAGUGGCGGCAGCCAUCGAUGCCCGCAUUCUCCAUGAAGCUACUCAGUCAGACAAGGCCCUGUACAGCAGGCUAGUGCCAUCUAUUAAUGGUGUGAGACGCUUCUCUCCUAUACAGAUGGCUCGCCUACAGCGUCUUGGAAUAAACAAAUCUGACCCCAGUGACCUCACACCAGAAGAGGUCAAGGCAUUCGUCCGACUUGACCUUGACCCUGAGAAGGUCACAUGGCAGAGAGUUGUUGAUACCAAUGACCGAUUUCUGCGUAAGAUCACUGUUGGCCAGGCCAACACAGAAAAAGGCCAUUCUCGCCAGACCCAGUUUGAUAUCGCGGUGGCCAGUGAGAUCAUGGCUAUCCUUGCUCUGACAGAUGGACUGGCUGAUAUGCGGGCCAGGCUGGGACGAAUGGUUGUGGGCAGCAGCAGAAACGGCCAGCCGAUCACUGCAGAUGACUUGGGUGUAACCGGGGCUUUGGCAGUCCUCAUGAAAGAUGCUAUCAAACCCACACUGAUGCAGACACUGGAGGGCACUCCAGUGUUUGUGCAUGCUGGACCUUUUGCUAACAUCGCCCAUGGAAACUCCUCUGUCUUGGCAGACAAGUUGGCUCUUAAACUAGUUGGAGAAGAGGGCUAUGUUGUGACGGAGGCUGGCUUUGGUGCGGAUAUUGGCAUGGAGAAGUUCUUCAACAUUAAGUGUCGAACGUCUGGGCUGAGGCCUGAUGUUGUGGUGCUUGUAGCCACUGUACGGGCUCUGAAGAUGCAUGGAGGUGGACCAAAUGUUACAGCUGGUGUACCACUGCCUAAAGAAUAUAUCAAUGAGAAUUUGCAGCUGGUUGCAGAUGGCUGCAGUAACCUGAAGAAGCAGAUUCAGAUCGCUCAUCUCUUUGGAGUCCCUGUGGUUGUUGCUCUGAAUGUCUUCAAGACUGACACUCAAGCUGAGAUCGACCUGGUGUGUCGCAUCGCAGAGGCUUCUGGGGCUUCAGCUGCUGUGCAGUGUCAUCACUGGUCCAGAGGUGGGCGGGGCUCUGUGGAGCUGGCACAGGCUGUGAAGGAAGUUGCGUCCCAGAAAAACAGUUUCCAAUUCCUGUACAAUCUGCAGGAUUCUAUUGUAGAGAAAAUUCGGACUAUUGCACAGAAGGUUUAUGGUGCUGAUGACAUUGAGCUUUCACCUGAGGCUCAAGCUAAGAUAGACUACUACAAUCAACAGGGUUUUGGUGCUCUUCCCAUCUGCAUGGCCAAGACCCACCUGUCUCUCUCUCAUAUGCCUGAGAAAAAAGGUGUUCCCACCAAUUUUAUCCUGCCGGUCAGAGACAUCCGCGCCAGCAUCGGGGCAGGGUUUAUCUACCCUUUAGUUGGAACUAUGAGCACCAUGCCAGGCUUGCCUACGCGACCCUGUUUCUACGACAUUGACCUUGAUCCUGUGACGGAGGAGAUAAAAGGACUCUUCUGAGGACAUUCCUCCAGUCCCAUAGAUGCUUUUGACCAGUGUUCCUCUGUGUCCGUGUAGGCCUCCAUUCAUUUGCCACUGUUUACAGCUUAUCCACUGCCUCCUAUCAAUAGAACUACUAAGUGUUAGAUCAACAAACAUUCCGCCUUAUUUGUUUUGCACAGGUUUUUUGUUUUUUUUAAAACAAAGUUAAGUCUUAAAUCUUAAAUGUGUUUAUGAAUUUUGUAUUUAUCAGUAACUUCUUGUUUUUCUCAAAAUGUAAUCGAUUUUAAAUUGUUGGUUUGGAGACUUGGAGUUUGGAGUUUUACAAUUUGUUUUUCUUUCCAUAAACAUUUCUGUUUACAUUGUGUUUUAGUGUUUACAAUUUAAUGUAAUAGUUCUGUCUUGAAUGUUUCAGAUUUCCUAUGGAAUAUGCUAUGGUAUCCAUUUAUUUUCUUUUUGUUUAGGUACUGCUACCAUCUUCCUUUUGUAGUAUUAAAUCAUGUGUAACAGUUUCAGCAAAAUAUGCCAUUAAUCUGACUAAACAGCUUUUAUUUACACUACACAAAACAAAAUUACAAGUGAUGUUUGUGGUUUGACACCUGUUCACUCUCUCUCUCUCUUCCUUUGUCUGUCUCUGUGAUACAAAUGACAUAAAUGUACAAGUGUUGCAUUUGUUUUUAGAGUGUAGAUCUCACUACCUGUGAAUGCACGUUUUCAGCAUGCAUGUGGGUACAUGCCAGAAAGUCUUGUGAAAAUUUUAAGACAUUCCACUGUUAUCUGUUAUUCUGAGUCUUAAACUACAGUGUGCUACGUGAGUAAAGAAGAAUUCCAUUGACUGUUGCAAUAGUUGUGUGUGCUUGAAAACCUCCAUUCUUACAGUGAUGACAGAUUCUAAAAGGCGGUCAGAGAACAAGAUGACUGGCCAGACAAAAAUAAAACAGUAUUUCAGUGUAAUUACUGUAAAUCGAAUUGAAUUGUGAACAUUUUCAUUCAUUCAUUUUAUUUUUGUUUAUUCAUGUCCCACACUGAGGACAACUGAGGCAUUCAUAUGCAACUAUUAAAGAAGGUUCAAGAACUCACUGAUGCUUCAGAAAGAAAAACAAUGCAUUAAAAACUAAAUUUGAAGAUCAGGAUAAAUUUUACUUCUUUUGUCUUCUAAGGAACAUGUACGUAUCUUCUGUAGCUUCUGAAGGGCAGUACUACAUGAAAGAAAUAUGAUAUUUAGGCAAACUAAGAAACAAUGCACACAUCCUCAUUCCGUUCAAAAGUUUACACCCCCGGCUCUUAAUGGAGAAGUCUACUUCCAAAACAAAGAUUCACAUAUAAUGUACUCACCCCAUUGAUGUUCGUGUCUGUCUUUCUUCAGUCGUAAAGAAAUUAUGUUUUUUGAGGAAAACAUUUCAGCAUUUUUCUUCAUAUAAUGGACUGGUAUGGUGCCCCGAUUUUGAACUUUCAAAAUGCAGUUUAAAUGUGGCUUCAAACAAUCCCAAUGCGGUUGUAAACGAUCCCAGCCGAGGAAGAAGGGUCUUAUCUAGCGUAACGAUCGGUUAUUUUCAUAAAAAAAAUACAAUUUAAAUACUUUUUAUUCUCAAACUCGUCUUGCCUUGCUUUUAUUGAACUCUGUCAAGACAGUUAGGGUAUGUCAAAAAACUCCAAUCGCCCUUAACCCUUAAACACCCUUAACAAAAAAAUGGUAAAACAGCGAUAACAAACGAUUUUGAAGUUAAGGGAGAACAUGAGAUGGGAGUUUUUCGACAUACUCUAACUGUCAUGAACUGGAACGAAAAGAGUUUAGGCAGAGUGAGACAAGAUGAGCGUUUGACAUUAAAAAGUAUAUGAAUUGUAUCAUUUUCCCUCAGUUGUCCUCACUGUUAAACGAUCGAUCUCAAAAUCAUACAGGAAAGGGUUAAUAUAUACAAAAAUGCUGAAAACCCAAAGAAUUUGUGGGACCUGAAGGAUUUUUCUGAAAAACAGCAGGCAGUUUAACUGUUCAGAACAAACAAGAGACUCAUGAACAACUAUCACUUUUAAAAAAAAAAAACAGCUCUGGAUCAUUCAGGUAACAGCAUCACAGUAUUAAGAAUCAAGUGUAUGUGAACUUUUAAACAGGGUAAUUUUUGUAAAUUCCACUAUUAUUUUCUCUUCACAGUAUAUGUAAUCGUCUUUAAUGUGAAAUAUCCUAUUCAGGUCAGUACUAAAUAAAAAAUAACAUGCUUUU